AUGGUCGUUGAGUACUGUUCGAACCACCUGCGUCGUGCCCGGCGUCGUGCCGGGCGUCGUGCCGACCCCGCUCCUGAAGGAACCGAGUUGCAGCCCGUCCCAAACCCCCCAAAUGCCGAUAUGCCGAGCCAGGCAUCUACGAACAGUAGAUCGAGUGCUUCUGGCGGGUCGUUGAUAGACGACCCCAUUCCCAAUUCGGAAUCACUCCCCGUACACUCCAAUCCUAGUGUUAUGGUUAUCUGUGGAAGUAGGGGGAUGCGCGCAGGGGAGGGGGCCUAG
Messenger RNA from Penicillium verrucosum, 279 nucleotides. RefSeq lists its product as uncharacterized. The transcript has 2 exons. Bases 1 to 279 code for a protein of 92 amino acids. Lineage: Eukaryota; Fungi; Ascomycota; Eurotiomycetes; Eurotiales; Aspergillaceae. The record is from RefSeq and is a predicted model, not a curated record.